Molecule: messenger RNA, 1295 nt
Organism: Sorex araneus (European shrew)
Lineage: Eukaryota; Metazoa; Chordata; Mammalia; Eulipotyphla; Soricidae
Gene: MED4
Product: mediator complex subunit 4
Exons: 7
Coding region: 29-841 (270 amino acids)
Biological process (GO): regulation of transcription by RNA polymerase II
Cellular component (GO): core mediator complex; mediator complex
Molecular function (GO): transcription coregulator activity
Source: RefSeq, a predicted model, not a curated record
CCCGCCUCGCCCUGCGCCAGUGGCGAGGAUGGCGGCGUCUUCGAGCGGCGAGAAGGAGAAGGAGCGGCCGGCCGGCGCCUCGGGGGCGGCGGGCGGGAACAGCACGCGAGAGAGGCUGCUGUCAGCGCUGGAAGACCUGGAGGUCUUGUCGAGAGAACUUAUUGAAAUGCUGGCAAUUUCAAGAAACCAAAAGUUGUUACAGCCUGGAGAGGAAAACCAAGUGCUAGAGUUGUUAAUUCACAGAGAUGGGGAAUUUCAAGAGCUGAUGAAAUUGGCACUUAAUCAAGGGAAAAUCCAUCAUGAAAUGCAAGUUUUAGAAAAAGAAGUAGAGAAGAGAGACAAUGAUAUUCAGCAAUUGCAAAAGCAGCUAAAGGAAGCAGAACAGAUACUGGCAACAGCUGUUUAUCAAGCAAAAGAAAAACUCAAAUCAAUAGAUAAAGCAAGAAAAGGUGCUAUCUCCUCUGAAGAAAUAAUUAAGUAUGCACAUAGGAUUAGUGCAAGUAAUGCUGUGUGUGCCCCACUGACCUGGGUUCCAGGGGACCCACGGAGACCAUACCCAACUGACUUAGAGAUGAGAAGCGGGUUAUUGGGUCAAAUGAACAAUCCCUCUUCUAAUGGUGUGAACGGUCACCUACCAGGAGAUGCACUUGCAGCGGGCAGAUUGCCAGAUGUCCUUGCUCCUCAGUACCCAUGGCAGUCAAAUGAUAUGUCAAUUAAUAUGUUGCCACCAAGUCACAGUAGUGACUUUUUAUUGGAACCUCCGGGACAUAAUAAAGAAAACGAAGAUGAUGUAGAAGUUAUGUCAACAGAUUCCUCAAGCAGCAGUAGUGACUCUGAUUAAACGUCAUUGAUGACAAGUAACAUAGAAUGAAUACUAAAAAACUCUAAGUGCAGUUGUGCAGUCCAUUAAAAAUCACAGUGGACUUUUCUCUUUAAAGACAUAAUCAUGGUUUUAGUUCUAAACCACUAGGUGACUACUAGAGAAUAAUUUGCUGUUGGAAAAGAUUAUUCUGGUCAGUGCUAUCUGACCCUGUUCUAUUCCAGUUGUGUUUGACUUGUACAAAGUAGUUAUUUAAAUAAAACUUGAAGGAAAUGGCCUGUAAUAUAGUCUUGGAAAUAUGUAGAAAACCUAAAGAAAAAAAAAGAAAAGGACUGUGCUGAUUGUAUAUCAUACUCUCAAAAUCCAAACCUCAUUUGAAAGUGAAGGCUGUUAACUUCUGUCACAGUAACAGGAGAAAUUCUCUGUAUUAUUUGUAACUAUUGUAAUUAUUGUAAAUAAAUCAUUUUUGUUUGUA